Lathyrus oleraceus (garden pea) is the source of this 836-nucleotide messenger RNA. RefSeq lists its product as uncharacterized. Bases 235 to 681 code for a protein of 148 amino acids. The transcript is spliced from 2 exons. Lineage: Eukaryota; Viridiplantae; Streptophyta; Magnoliopsida; Fabales; Fabaceae. The record is from RefSeq and is a predicted model, not a curated record.
AUGCCUAUAAAGAAAAGAAGGCCAAUAAUGCAGCCAAAACAAAUACAACUUCUAAUAAUUAAGCUCUUUACAACUAGAUAGAUCCCAACCCAACGGCUAUAUUUCCAUUAUUCAUUUCAAUAAUAAUCAUUUCACAUACAACGGUCCAUCUAUCUUCAUAAAACCAUAAAAUCUUAUUAACAUUUUGCUUACUUUUUCAUUUUCAUUAAUUAAUAUUUUGCUUACUCUCUUGCAAUGGAAACCAUCCCUACUGUUACAUCUAUAUCUAUCUCUCCAACUGCUACCACCGUCACAACCACCACCACCGCCGAUUCUAAGGUUCAACGAGUAACUAAGAAAUCUUCCGAUGAACUACUUCGAAAAUUUGCUGAAGUGGGUACCAACGAGAAGAAAGAGCUGCGUAUUAUCAAACGCAGGAAGAAGAUGAAGGAGAAUCAACGCGAGAGCCAGAGCCCUUCGAAAGCCGGCGCCGCCGUUGUUGAAAGGAGGUCGCUGUUGCCGCCAACUGUAAACCGGAGGUCGGUGUUGCUCCGGCAGCUUAGGGCUAGAGAUAACAGAAACAAGUCAUCAAUCUUGGGAACUAUUCAAAAAACAUGGCGUAGAACUGUUGAAGGUGCUUCUAGAGUUUUCAUGGAAAAGCAUUAUCAUCGUCAUAAGCGUUUGAUCAAUGAUAUUGUUUGAACAAUUACAAGCUAAGCAAAAUUCUAAUCAGAUGAAAGCAAGGCUCACCAUAUUCACCUUAUGUAUAUUUAACUGUUGGUUUAAUUCAGUUCUUUUCUUUCCACUAAUUGUAUUCUUUUUGACUUCAAGUAUCAAUUGAAUUUGCAUUUUCUUAA